Molecule: messenger RNA, 3355 nt
Organism: Cuscuta campestris
Lineage: Eukaryota; Viridiplantae; Streptophyta; Magnoliopsida; Solanales; Convolvulaceae
Source: the annotation of a GenBank genome assembly
UUAACUGUUUUUCGUAAAUAAUUGGGAAAUGUGGGCCGAGCCACGUAUUAUUUCCCAUCAAGAAGUCCCCCACUUUUUUGAGUUGUGAGAAUCAUCAACUUAAAAAAGUAAACAAGUCCUCCGAGUGUGAUCUUCCGUUUUCGUACUUUGAAUUCUUGACCGGUAGAUAUUAUUACUAGUCCUCCGAGUCUUCAUUAAUUCUCUAAUUUCUUGAAUCAGAAGUUUUUUCCUGCAAAAAAUAAUUUGUACAACAUUUUUUUUUUGACCGGCCUAUGCCAUGCUCAAAAAAUUAUUAUUUUUACCGAGGAGCUCAGUGUUAGAUGAUUAAGAUUCGCGCGAAUAAUUAUCGUAACAAGAGCGAUGUCAGUUCGAUAAAGCAACGAUGCUUCGAAAAGUUAUUUCGUCGAGGUCGGUGUUAAUACGAGUCAAGCAAACGAUGCGUGACGAAAUUAGUAUACCGAUGACAAUGACCUUAGUUAAUAAGAAUUGAAUCCGAUGCGGUAGCUUUGUUGAAGAUCAGUGUUAGCCCGGCUGACUGAUGUAAAUAUCUUCAUGUCUCGCGGAGACCAUCUUCGAUCAAAGUGCCUCAGAUUGAGGGCUUAAAUGAAUCGGGCGUCCCCGAUGUGAGCUUUGCUCACUUUUUUGCUGAAACCAAUGUGCAAUCGGUGUACCCAAUUCGAUUGGGCUCAGGCUUAUUAGAAAAUAUGUGUAAGACCGGUGUGAGACCAGUGUACCAGUUCGACUGGGUCACAUAUUUUCUUUAUUAUACUGAGCAAGACCGGUGUGGUAACCAGCGUGCCAGGCUAGGCCUGUGUCUCAGUCUUCCAAUAUGAUAAUGCUGCUGGCCGGGCCAGAUCAACAUUGGAGAAUUAACCAUGUCGGAUGGUUUCGAGCCCUCUCCAAGGCCCAAAAUGCACCCUUCUUCCAGGGCCCCCUCUUCCGGGUGAUUAAGUCUUUUAAUGGCCCUUUGAUAUCUACCAUCCCGGGAAGGCCUUAGCUCACCCCCCCGUUCAAGUCUUCCCUGAGAAGGGGGAAAUAGGAUGCGUCACGGUGGACGAUCCCUUUCUAUUUCUUUUAAUGGGCAUCUUUUAGUCCCCAAUCAAUUUGACGGCGCCGGCUGAUUCCCCGACACCGGUCAAACCUCAUGGGCCCGUGUAAGUACGGUUCGAACCCUCUUCCAGGUCCAGCCCUCUUGCAGGCAUACCCUCUUCCGGGUUUAUUAUUUUUUAUUUUAUACUGAGCAAGACCGGUGUAGUAACCAGCGUGCCAGGUCCGGGCCUGUGUCUCAGUCUUCCCUUCAAAAUUCUCUAUCAACCGGACUCACUUGUUGAGAAUAUGUCACAGAUCCUUGGUAGAGUCUAGGAACAUGUGUACACCAUAAUAAUUACGGAGCAUUUCAAAAGCUCACAAUAAAAAAUGGAGCCCACCAUCCAUUACUUUGAAUUAUUAUCUCCGUUUGUCCACUUGUUAAUUAUUGGUACCAAGCAUGUACCCACUUUUUUCUUCAUUUUCAAAAUCUGCCCGAUUGUAUCCUCCAUGUGCUGUCCAUCUGUGUUUUCUCAAUCAUCUUUAACUCUUCAUUGGCAUGUUGUUGUUUGGCUCCGCGUGUGUUGGCAGUGGAAUUGUAGAUGUGAUGGUGUGGCACAUUCCCAUAGUGGCAUCAAUGUUUUAAAUCAUCACCAUUACUUUAAUCGGAAUCUGGCCGCCGCCGCGGCUUUGAGACGGAGUUCGAUCGCUUGUGUCUUGUGGUCGCUGACCGGGAGGAGGAUUGUCCUUCGCAAGCUGGGUUGCAGGUGAGAGACGUCACAGCUGGUAGCUCUUGCCGCUGAAGUUCUCUGGCAGAUUUGACAUCCUUGGGAAUGACAGACUUUGAGAUCAACGGUAAUGGAGAUCUCAGCGGUGGCAACAAUGACGGACUUUGAGAGCAGCGACAAUGUGAAUCCUCUAGCAGCGGGCAGUCAAAGACGGCACCCAAUCACAGGAGAAAUGGAACCAGCGGUGUGCACACCACCAGGGUUGGUCAGCCACGAAGUAGCGGCAGACGGUAACUAGACACAUCGGGUGGUGGCGGUAGGUCUGUGAAGCUUUUCCAGUGGAGAUGGUGAGGAGACCUUAGCAAGGGACCAAGGGUGGCCACAAAAUCAAUGCUCAUGCCAGGGAAGACAGGCUUCGACAGCGGCCAUGGAAACUUCGGCAGCCGGAGCCGGCAGUGUCAAGGAUGCCGGUCUAGGAGCCGGAGACGAAGAGUUGCAGGCGCAGAGGUCGCCUUUGAUUCCACAGGCGCCAGGGAGUUUCACGGCCUGCGUGACAUUGAUUCUGAGGGAUUUGAACAGCGAUCUGUCGUUAAACAAGGUGCAGAGGCACCGGAGCUCAUUCUCCACCACUUUUCUCAGCGGAUCGCAGCAGGACCACGACGGAUUGGUGGAGUUCAGGAAACUGGGCACACGUUGCCGUCGACGCCAUCACCGCCGCUAUCACCACGGCCGACACAAUCCAAUAGCCGCCCAUAUUAUUGUGUGUUGAUUAGAUAAGCCCCUGAUUUUUUUUAUGUGAUUUGGAGAUUCCUCAUAUGGCGGUUAAUGUCAUGGCUGCUCCACAAGACCACAACCGGGGUAGAGCCCAAAUCUAACCUCGGGGCAGUGCCGGCUUCUAGUUUCAACGGCGAGCCGGCGAUGGUGGAUUUCACCUGCAGAUGAAGCUGGGCUACGACCACGGAUGGCGAUGGUGGUCAGGUGCUAUGGCAACACGUUGGACUCUUGUGGCAACGGCAGUGAUGCCAAAUAUCUCCUCACAGUUGUAUUCCUUCCCCUUUUCUUCUUGUUUCCUUCCCCACUUUCUCCUCUUUCUCCUUUUUUUUAGUGGAGGUAUCAACACAGCCACACAAAAAGAUUAAGAUAAGAUCUCUCUCUUUUUGUAGCGCAACUCUCUCUUUUAUCUUUCCUCUCUUUUUUUUUGUUGAGCAACACACCUCUCCACUGAUCCUUUUCGGUGAACAAGAUGAAGUAACUAAAAAAUCAUGGCUUUUCGCUCAGGUCCCACGGGUGGCGCCAAAAUGAUGGUGUAAAUUAUUGACCGAUAUAUCGUUUUUAGCCCGGCAAAAACGAUAAACUAGUCUAAAAAUACACCAAAAUAUAAAAAUGGGAAAUUUGACGUGGAAACCCAAAUCGGGAGGAAACCACGGGCCUUUUUUGGCGGUACCUUGCCAACGGGGGAUUUUAUUAACAUCGGGGGUGUGUACACGAUACAUGAAACGGGCUCGGAAGCCAUUAAUGGUGGAGCUACAAGCUCUUGAGGAAGAAAAAUAUAUAAAGUUCUAGAGAGAGAAAGUGUAAUGUGCAGGGGAGAGGGUGAGUUU